AUGGAAAACCCUUGGAUUCUUUUCAACAAAGACCUCUAUUGGGUCUUAUGGUCUAAUUUGCAUGACGUAAUUUUUGAGUUUGUAAUCCGUAACAGCAUUCUGGCAAUAAGAUUCGACCCCGUUACCGACCCCGGUGCACCAACCAGCGAAAUUAACCUUUCGUAUAGCAAAAACCGCCUUAGUGUAUUGCGCCAGCUUCUGGUAACCUUACUCACGCUGCCGAUUUUUAUAGCAUAUCCUCUUGUAAGGUUUAAGGCUUUGGAAAAGGAAAUAAUUCGCAAGCCCUCACCAGGCUUAACGGCCUACCCGGACGAACGCUGGUUUUACAUCAAUGGUGUGAUCACUGAUGUCGGAUGGCUGGACCAAAAUUGUAAAUAUUUGGAAAAACGGUUUGGUAGAGGAGUUGUAGGAAUUCUUAACAGAUCGUACGGUGCUUUCUGGGAUUUGGUGGAAUCCGUCCUCCAGCGAAGCUUUGAUAUCGAAACCAUCUCGGUGCGCUGGGCUGCGUGGAAUAUUCUCCCAUCACUUAGAGAUGAUAAUAUAAAGACUGUCAGAUUGAUUGCUCAUUCGCAGGGUGCUAUCAUAGCACAUUUGGCCAUAAAAAAGUUAUACACCGAACUAAGUUGCACGGGGGAACAGGAUUAUCUCAAGAAACUUGAAGUAUACACAUUUGCAAAUGCAGCGAGAGACUUUCUAAAUCCUGGAAACCUUAUUCGUCGUAUUGAACAUUAUGCAAACAGCCAGGAUCCAGUUUGCAAAAUCGGUGUUCUCGCCCGACUCGACAGUGAUCGGUUCCAGGGUAAAGUUUUUAUCAACGAAAAGAGAAACAAAGGCAAGGGACAUUUUUUCAACUCAUUUUAUAGUCUUGUCGAAAGUGACUACAUACCUGCGAGAUCUAGCAGUGACAUUCCUACGUUAUUGCAAAUGCCCGGACACGUGAGCAAUUUACCCAUACAAAUUGACUAA
Paraglomus brasilianum is the source of this 966-nucleotide messenger RNA. NCBI's taxonomy places the organism in Eukaryota, Fungi, Glomeromycota, Glomeromycetes, Paraglomerales, Paraglomeraceae. The record is from the annotation of a GenBank genome assembly.